CAGAAAACAGAGGGAGGGAAGGAGAGACUGAGAGCAUUAGCAGCAUCUCGCUUUCUGCGUUCGUCUCAUUUUCUUUCUAAUACACACAUAGUGACAGAGCUGCAGAUAUAUGCUGUGAAAUCCAGCAUCAUCAUCAUCAAAAUCAUCAGGACGGACUCGCAGCAUCAGCUCUGAUAAUAAUAAUAACAGGCUGGAAGCAGAGAGGACGACAGCACAGACGUCACACUGGGGUCCGCAGAGUGCGCGGGCCGGACAGAAGCCAUGAGGCUGGUCCAUAAUGCAGAGAAGCAGAGUUUCUCCUUUAAGAAGUGCUCCGCUUUCCAGUUCGUCAAGAGGAAGGUGCGCAGGUGGAUGAGGAAUCCCAAGGUGAAUGUGGAGAAGGUCCAGGCGAAGGGCUUUCUGUCUCCCUGUCCCAAAUGUCAAGAGGGCCAGGACCUGUGGUACACACACUUCCCUGCACCUUACGGCUGCUGCCACUACAGUCCUGGAGGAUACUACCUCCCGCACCCGCCCAGCCCACUCUGCCAGCCCUGUGCCCCCUGCACACCCUGCCAGCCGGAUAAGAACAAGACAUGCAAGGCGAGAAAGUGGAAAAUGCUCAGUCGACAUCUCAACGACAGUAAAGUGAAGGAGGUAGAGCCAGAGGGGCAUGUGAUCUGCCCCUGGACAAUGUCGCCCCUGCUGGGAAGCCCUGUACUGCUGGAAUGCUGCAUUUGCAAUGGACCGUACAUCACUUACGGGCAUGAAGAAGCCUGGCAACCACGUCAGCGCACACAGGCAAUGGACCUCUACUACCAUGGAGACCCUGAGUCUGAUUAUUGUUGUUCGUCUGACACCACUUUUAUGAAGCAGAGAAAGAUGGGACUGAAUGACUUCAUCCAGAAGCUUUCUGCAAACUCCUAUGCAUGCAAGCAUCCUGAGGUUCAGUCCAUCCUAAACCUGACACCACCACAAGAUGUGGAGCUAAUGAACAGCAACCCUUCCCCUCCGCCAAGUCCCUCUCAGCAGAUCAACCUCGGCCCUUCCUCAAACCCCACCGCCAAACCAUCAGACUUCGACUUUCUGAAAGUCAUCGGAAAGGGUAGCUUCGGCAAGGUUCUCCUGGCACGACACCGGAGCGAUGAGAAGUUUUAUGCUGUGAAGGUGCUUCAGAAGAAAGCCAUCUUAAAGAAAAAAGAGGAGAAACACAUUAUGUCAGAGCGCAAUGUGUUACUGAAGAAUGUCAAGCAUCCAUUCCUUGUGGGCCUGCAUUACUCUUUCCAGACCACUGAUAAACUCUACUUCGUACUGGACUACAUCAAUGGAGGAGAGCUGUUUUAUCACUUGCAAAGAGAGCGAUGCUUUCUGGAGCCGCGCGCUCGCUUCUAUGCAGCAGAGAUUGCCAGUGCUUUGGGUUACCUGCAUUCACUGAACAUCGUCUAUCGAGACCUGAAGCCCGAGAACAUUCUGCUGGAUUCUCAAGGGCACAUCAUCUUGACUGACUUUGGCCUGUGCAAAGAGAACAUCGAGCCCAAUGGAACGACGUCAACCUUCUGUGGGACGCCAGAGUAUUUGGCACCGGAGGUGUUACACAAGCAGCCGUAUGACCGAACGGUGGACUGGUGGUGUUUGGGCGCAGUGCUGUAUGAAAUGUUAUAUGGCCUGCCUCCGUUCUACAGUCGUAACACAGCAGAGAUGUACGAUAACAUUUUGAACAAGCCACUGCAGCUGAAACCCAACAUCUCCAACGCUGCCAGACACCUGCUGGAGGGCCUGCUGCAAAAAGACAGAACCAAAAGGCUGGGCUUCACUGAUGACUUUACUGAAAUCAAGAACCACAUGUUCUUCUCUCCCAUCAACUGGGACGAUCUGAAUGCCAAGAAGCUUACGCCACCAUUCAACCCCAAUGUGACGGGGCCUAACGACUUGCGACACUUUGACCCUGAGUUCACCGAUGAGCCAGUGCCGAAUUCAAUCGGCUGCUCGCCGGACAGCGCUCUGGUCACGUCCAGCAUCACUGAAGCGACCGAGGCUUUCCUGGGCUUCUCUUACGCCCCUGCUAUGGACUCCUACCUGUAGCCCAUUCCCUAGAAACGCCAUCCCAUGGACUCCUACCUGUAGCUCAUUUACCAGGGAAAUGCUGUCCCAUGGAAUCUCACCUGUAGUGCAUCACUAUGAGAAAAGCAAACCCCGUCUCAUUUCCCUGCCUCCAGAUCGGGGGCAUUUGCACAUGGCGUACGGCAGCUCGAAAGGCCUUUAUUGAAAGGCCUGAGUUUUACACGUUAAAGAAGAAGACUCUUCCUCUUCAUCCAAAUGCACGAUUUCUCCUCCGCUUUCACCCUGGGUUGUGACAGAUGGGGAAAAAGAGAGAGAAGAUUGAUGCUGAUGGACGUUUAUGUACUAGAUUUAUUUCAAAGCUUACUUGCGUUUCAUUUUUUAGACAUCAUAGUUUUGGAUGGAUUGAAUGCUUGUUUGUGGGUGCGUGUGUGUGUAUGUGCCUUCAUUUUAACACCCCUGUUCAAAUGUUUGUUUAGUCUAAAUCAUGUGAUCUGGCAUGUCAGUCCAUGUCAGGUAUAAACAGUCAACGUGACACUAAAACCACUAAAAUAUAUCAGCAUCUGAUGUUUUUGUGACCUUUCAGUUACGCAUCUGGGAUCAAAUUUUUUGCACAUUUAUCUUCCUAAAUUAAAGAGCACUUCCUUUAAUGCUUUUUUUUUCCUUGUUUAUGACUUGAGCAGAAGGUGCUAGAAGGAUGUGCUGCUAAUGUGUGUAGAAAUGCUCACUUUAGUCUUCCAGCCUCCUUGGAUGUACAGUAAUCCAGAAACGGGCCAGUCUGUCUCAGCAACACAUUCCAUUGAACAAGACUGUAUGGUUAUUUAAGUUUGUAUAUUUUGAGGUCUUCUGUGUUAGUUUUAAUGUAUAUGGAACAAAAACUUAAAAGGGUAUGCUUAUAUGUAACUAUAAAUGUACUGUAAAAUUGUAAAAUGUUUGAAUUAUGUGACCUUGUUUGGUUCGCAAUAAAACUUUAUGGUUAUUUUUCCCCUAAA
This is a messenger RNA of Danio rerio (zebrafish), 3026 nucleotides long. Lineage: Eukaryota; Metazoa; Chordata; Actinopteri; Cypriniformes; Danionidae. The record is from RefSeq and is a predicted model, not a curated record.